This is a messenger RNA of Paralichthys olivaceus (Japanese flounder), 4639 nucleotides long. RefSeq names its product protein PHTF2. The record is from RefSeq and is a predicted model, not a curated record. Lineage: Eukaryota; Metazoa; Chordata; Actinopteri; Pleuronectiformes; Paralichthyidae. Gene Ontology annotation, cellular component: endoplasmic reticulum.
AUACAACACGCACGUCGGCUGCAGUGAAUCUAAUCGUCCACUAGAGCGAGGAGGAAAAAGCUAAAGCUCCAAACAUCGAUGAUCAGAGUCUCAGCAUCUGCUCAGAGACACGACCCGCAGGGAGCAGCGGGUCAGAGCACGUCCGGACACAACGACACCUCUGGGUCUGUGCGUGUGAGAGAGGGAGGAGAAGGAGCCAGAGCAGCCGCCGUAGAAGAGCUCCUGCCCUAAUUUGGCUGUGAGGACGAAACAUCAGUCUGCUACACGGCCCAACCAGAGUCUAAGAUGCCCUAGGCCAGGAGAAGUGAAAUGUAAAUGGCUUCCAAAGUAAAAGAUGCUGUGGUGUGGUACCAGAAAAAGAUUGGCGCCUAUGACCAACAGAUUUGGGAGAAAUCGGUGGAACAGAGAGAAAUAAAGUUUAUAUCUCUGGGCUUGAGGAACAAGCCCAAGAAGACGGGACAUGUCAAACCAGAUCUCAUAGAUGUGGACUUGGUCAGAGGGUCGGCGUUUGCCAAGGCCAAACCCGAGAGUCCGUGGACGUCGCUGACCAGGAAAGGCAUCGUCAGGGUCGUCUUCUUCCCGUUCUUUUACCGCUGGUGGAUCCAGGUCACGUCCAGAGCCAUUUAUCUUUUACUGUUGGCUCUUUAUUUACUGCAAUUGGCAGCAGCUGUCCUGUAUGUGUCCAUCCCUCAGCCUCAUGGGAUACCGACCACCGAGGUGUUCGGAGCCAUCUGGCUCAUGCUGCUGCUCGGCACCGUCCACUGUCAGAUCGUCUCCACCAGGACGCCGAAGCCCGCCUCCAGCAGCGGGGGGAAGAGACGCAGGAAGUUGAGGAAGGCAUCUCAGAUGGAGGUGCAUAGGGAAGGCGACGGUUCUAGCACUACCGAUAACACACAGGAGGGGGCGCCACAUUCCCACUCAGCCAGCAGCCCCACAUACAGCCUGGGCACUCUCUUCCAAGAUUUCUGGCAUGAUAUCUGUAAAGCUGGAUCUAAGAAGUCCAAGCUUUCCAUCGACAAAUCUACCGAGACCGAUAACGGCUACGUGUCGCUGGACGGCCGGGUGACCAAUCGCAGCAGUGAGGAGGGACUUCAGCUCCACGAGCAGCGAUGUGAUUUGUUGAACAGAGCGGACGAGCCGUGCUGGAACUCUCACGUCCAGCCCCCUCACACAGCUCGCAGCACGGGGCUGAUGCUGCCCGGUGUCAACAAGGAGCCAGCAUCAGAUGAGGCGUCCAGCGAGGAGGACCCUGAAGCCUCCUACAGCGCCCUCCGCAGGGGGGUUGAAAGAAUGAACAGUGACUGUACGCUCAGAAACCGCAAGAACACUCACCACUACAAGAAACACUACGCUGUGGAGGACGUCCCCAAGUCCGGCACCAGCUGCAGCUCCAGAUGUUCCAGUCUGAGGACUCAGGACUCAGAGAGCACGAGACACGAGUCUGAGACGGAGGACCUGAUGUGGGAAGACUUCCUGCACUGUGCCGAGUGCAGAUCCUCAUGUACAUCAGAAACAGAGGGAGAAGGAGGAACACCCGUGUGCCCUCCUGCUAAGAAGGAAUACAGAGACGACCCUUUCCAUCAGGGUCACGUUCCGUGGCUGCACAGCUCCAACCCCGGCCUGGAGAGAGUGAGUGCUAUAGUGUGGGAGGGAAACGAGUGUAAGAAGGCCGACAUGUCCGUCCUGGAGAUCAGCGGCAUGAUCAUGAACAAAGUGAAUCUCUACACGCCUGGUAUUGGUUACCAGGUGUUUGGGAACCUGGUUUCAGUGACACUUGGACUCACACCUUUUGUGUACAGACUGGCUCAGUACCGAGACUUGGAUCAGCUGACCACGCUCUCAGCCACUGAGCUUCUGUCUGUGGCACUGGGGGGUGGGUCCGGAUCAGACGCCAUGGUCAUCACCAUGGUAACGCUGAGCUUCCUGGUGCGUGUUUGCCUCACAUGGCUCUUCUUCUUCCUGCUCAGCGUAGCAGAGAGGACAUACAAACAGAGGCUACUGUUCGCUAAGCUGUUUGGUCACCUGACGUCGGCCCGCAGAGCCAGGAAGUCUGAAGUUCCUCAUUUCAGACUGAAGAAAGUUCAGAACAUCAAGAUGUGGCUGUCGCUACGCUCAUACCUCAAGAGACGGGGUCCUCAGCGCUCCGUGGACGUGAUCGUGUCGUCAGCCUUCCUGCUCACUUUGUCUGUCGUCUUCAUCUGCUGUGCUCAGUUGCUCCACGUCCACGAGACGUUCCUGGAGUGUCACUAUAACUGGGAGCUGGUGAUCUGGUGCUCCAGUCUGUCUCUGUUCCUGCUCCGGUUCGUCACUCUGGGCUCCGAGACCAGCAAGAAAUACAGCAACACCUCCAUACUGCUCACUGAACAGAUCAACCUGUAUCUGAAGAUGGAGAAGAAGCCAAACAAGAAAGAGGAGCUGACUCUAGUCAACAAUGUUUUAAAACUGGCUACUAAACUACUCAAGGAGCUGGAUACUCCAUUCAGGCUGUACGGUUUGACCAUGAACCCUCUGCUCUACAACAUCACACAGGUGGUCAUCCUGUCGGCCGUGUCAGGAGUCAUCUCUGACCUGUUAGGAUUUAACCUGAAGCUGUGGAAGAUCAAAUCGUGACAGUGAAAAGAGGAAGCGUGUCUACGUCACUGACUGAAAGACUGAACGUCAGUCUCAACAUAUCGGAGCUCUGACUUUCAACGUUCUCACUUUGUGCAAUUCACAAACUAUUUAUUUACCCACUCAGUGUUUUUACUUAGGGUUUCUUUGAAUUCUAGUUUGUUUCUAUUUUGUGUUUUAUUGCACAAAACAAUGCUAUAUUAUUUUACCUGUCAACACAAAGUAUUAUAAGCAUAAAUUAUUAUUGUUAUUGUGAUAGUUUAGGUUCUCCGCUGCAGUUUUCAUUUCAGCUUAUUGGCAAAUUUGAAGGUUUUGAACUGGCAGAAAUCUUUGUAUUGUCAUAUCUGUGUUUUAUUUGCUGAAAGUUGAAACUGAAAAUUAUUUAUGUUCAGUGAGUUUCAAAACGGAACUUUGUUAUUACCUUAAAAUCAGUUUUUAAAAAUACUUAAGUUAGUCCAGUGGUUUUCUUCUCAAAUGACUUUCUAAAGAAGAAAAAUUUAAAAUCUCUUAGACCAUCGAUGUAGUACAUAAAACCUCAGCGUAUAUCAAGAUCAAACUACAAUUGUAGGGACUCUUAAUUAUCCUAAACUAAAAAUAACAAAAAUCCUGGUAUUUUGACAAAAGAAUGUAAAAAUUGUUUUCAAAUUCCUCUGUAUCUGAAAAUUAAUUACUACUCUGUUCAAACCAGCGCUCUGAUUUUAAAGCAUAAAACAGUAUUGGAUGUUAACAGAACAGUUUGGUAGGUGACGUUUUUUUGCCGACUUACCUGAGAAAAUUGUUCCUGGUUUUGUUCGUACAUUGAAAUACCAGCCGAUGUCAGCACUGCAAAGAAACAAUCAUCCAGUUAAUGGAAACAACAUGUGGGAUAGGUGACAUUAACUCUGGAGUUAGAGUUAAACAUGUAUUAACACAGUCAAGGGUUUGCUGAAGGUCACUUCACUGCAGCAAGUUAAAUCAAAUCAAAUACCCUUUUGUAUUUGUUUACUUUUUUUCCUGAACAGUAUUUCUAGCAACAUAUGAAGGUAAAAACUGAUCUGAUGUAGUUCACGUUAUUUUCAUACUCAGUUUGGUACAAUAUGCAGGUAAUGAAUGAGCUUCCAAACAGCUUCUUAAGUGGAGCUUGAUGGUUGUUUACCUCAAGCUUUUUUAAACGUUCUGCUCAGAUUGAUCCUAUAGGUGAAUUGCUGCGUAUUAAUUAACUUCCUAACUUCCCUACUUUUUAUGUUAUAUAGACAAAUAUCAGCGGCUUGUUUGUAAUCAGUCAGAAUUAGAUUAUUUAGGAAAUUAAAAUGUCAAAUUCAUAUUUGAUAUCAGACUCCCAGAGUUACUUAAGACGGUAGAUUAAUGUGUAUGGCACGAGACAGUUCGUCCUCUGCCCGUCAUAGGCUUCUUCCCCUGCAGUUACAACUUGAGCGUGAUUGAAGAUAUGCACUUUAGAAAAAAACAGAUUUUAAAUGGAAGAAAAAGAAGUUUCAUCUCGUCUCAAUGUGAUCUUAAUAUUCACAUCGUUCAUUCUAAAUGGUACGUGAAGUUAUCAUGCUCGCAGAAAAUAUCACGUGACGUAAAUUGUUGCCUCAGUUAUGGUUUAGCACGUUGCUGACUGAAACUAACGUCACUCAUUAAAAUGUUAGCAUAAUUAUCUUCAGUGUGUUUGAUGACGAAGACCAAAGUGCUUAUUGUUUGUUUUUCUUGUUCUCUGCUGAAAAAAAGAAUGUAAUUGCAGCGUUAUGCUUUAAAAUCUGUUUCCCUUUGGAAAUUCUUCAAGUUGUAUUUUUUUCUUUUUGACCUUUCGCUUUUUGUUGUCUCACUUUCUCUUUUGUUAAGAUUGUUUGUCCCUCAACCUUGUUGAACACAUGUUUUGCCAUGUUUUUAAGGAACAAAGACGUUUGACUUGUAUGUAUGAAAGGAGUCUAGGUAAAAAAAACAAUGUUGUGAUUCUGUUUUCCAGAACAGAAGAUUUUUUUUGGUGAACCGGUCUGUCCACACGGUCUACAUUUUUAUAAGAAAAAUAAAAGAAAUGGUUGUUGAC